Messenger RNA from Anas platyrhynchos (mallard), 1168 nucleotides. The record is from RefSeq and is a predicted model, not a curated record. Lineage: Eukaryota; Metazoa; Chordata; Aves; Anseriformes; Anatidae.
AUGGGGAACAAUAGCAGCUCCACAGUGGAUGAUCUGCAGGCUGUUGAGAUCCACCACUGGUACAAAAAGUUCAUGACGGAGUGUCCUUCUGGACAGCUGACAGAGCAUGAAUUUAAACAGUUCUUUGGGCUUCGAGGGCUGGAUCCACAGGCCAAUGAAUACAUUGAGCAGAUGUUUCGCACAUUUGAUAUGAAUAAGGAUGGAUAUAUUGACUUCAUGGAAUAUGUGGCUGCCCUCAGCCUUGUUCUCCGUGGGAAGAUGGAACAGAAAUUGCGGUGGUAUUUCAAACUGUAUGAUGUAGAUGGCAAUGGCUGCAUUGAUCGACAUGAAUUGCUGAACAUCAUUAAGGCUAUUCGGGCUAUCAAUGGUGGUGACCAUGAAACUAGUGCAGAAGAGUUCACCAACAGAGUCUUCAACAAAAUUGAUGUGAACGGAGAUGGUGAACUUUCUCUGGAUGAAUUUGUGGAAGGAGCAAGGAAAGACGAGGAGUUCAUGGAGGUUAUGAUGAAAAGUUUGGAUCUGUCACACAUUGUGGCCAUGAUCAACAACCGUCGGCAUAGUGUAUAAAUCAAUCUGGGAGAAAAUGGUGUGCCAAUAGACUGAAGAGUGUACACACACCAGGAAGGACAGAAGUUUUUAAAAAACAAACAAAAUUUCCAUAAGCAUACAUAUGGAAGUAGGAACAGAAAGAAACUGUUAUAUGUGUGUACCUGAGUCCAUGUUCUUGGACAAGUGUUGAAACAGACACACAUAUGCAGGGGAGGUUCAGAAAAACUGGGUCUGUGUAGCAGUAUUCAACAUGACUUCCUAAAUGCUAAAGGGCAAGUUUCAAGACACAAAUUACUUCCUUCUGUGCCCCAGAUUGUCACUUUGCAAUGGACUAAAGGUAAUCCUAAAUUUGCAAAGAGCACUGGGAGAAAGGAGUGAUGGGCUGUGAAAAAUCAGAUGUAUACAAAACAAGAGCUACAAAUUGUUGUCAAUGGAAAGAACUGUCAAUACAUUGUAACAUCCCCUGUUCUUGUCAUGAUAUUAGAUCAUAAACACCAGCAGGCUUGUCUGUUCCGGAUUUGCUCAUAUUUGGUAGUCUCUGAUAGCCUUGGUAGCUUUAUUAAUAAGAGCUUGACAGCUGGAAGAAACAUCAGUCUUUAAGGCUCAUAAUGACUAUUCU